AUGUUUUACUUCUCAUCUCUGACUGCAUCAUUCAACAGGAUUCGCACUGCGAAGGCCACCCAGAUCACACAGCCGUCAGGAGAUGAACAACAGGAUCCUUUGUCAGACGAUGACACUACAUAUCUUCUGCGCACCACCGACAUCAAAACCCUGACCAUCCACGAACUGCAAGUCUCAAUCUGCGAGUGGCAGUAUGAUUGGGGCCCUGCCAAUAUCUGGGAGAAAGUUUUCAAUGAAAAACUUUGGCUGGCCCAAGACCGGAGCAACUGUGCGGUCAACCAUUUUUUUAGCCAAUGUGAGGAACACACCACGCUCGGACGAGCUCUACUCAGUGACUUAAAGCGCAUUGCGUAUGGUCCGUGCAGUAAUGGUAAACAGGUGAGGGAUAGAUGUAUGCGAAUGUAUGAUCAGGUUUUGAUGGUGUUGUCAGAGGUCAAGUUUUUUGAGGUCAAACUUGACGAGUACACUCCAGCUAUUCCAUUAUCUAGGAUAUCUUCUGCACAAUACUAUGAACAUGCUUAA
Molecule: messenger RNA, 522 nt
Organism: Suillus fuscotomentosus
Lineage: Eukaryota; Fungi; Basidiomycota; Agaricomycetes; Boletales; Suillaceae
Exons: 3
Coding region: 1-522 (173 amino acids)
Source: RefSeq, a predicted model, not a curated record